This is a messenger RNA of Ilyonectria robusta, 1872 nucleotides long. RefSeq lists its product as uncharacterized. Lineage: Eukaryota; Fungi; Ascomycota; Sordariomycetes; Hypocreales; Nectriaceae. Gene Ontology annotation, molecular function: adenosine deaminase activity. Bases 1 to 1872 code for a protein of 623 amino acids. The record is from RefSeq and is a predicted model, not a curated record. Gene Ontology annotation, biological process: adenosine catabolic process; inosine biosynthetic process. The transcript is spliced from 4 exons.
AUGGGCGCCCUCUGCUCCCGGUCUGAGCUGAAUGAAGGGGAUCAGUCAGACGACAGCACCAAGGAAGCAAGCGCCCUCACCACAAUGGCCCGAUUCCCUCGCUCCACCAAGAAGCUGCCCGCCGCUCAUCGCAUCCGUCAACGCGAGAUGGCUGCUGCCCGGAGCCUCAUCGACGCUCAUGACGCCGACAUUUCCGCAUUGGCCCCGGCCAAGCAGCCCGCCUGGCGCGGCAUCAACCCCGACGCCGGCUAUGCCUCCGUCGACGACUAUCUCGCCCUGCGCGGCCAGAUGCUCCAUCGCGAGAAGGCCCUCGACUUUGACUUUAGCUGCCGCAACGACAGCUCCCCCGAUGAGCGCCGCGCCGAGACUAUCAUCCAGCGCCUCAAGCGCGAGGACAAGGCCGGCGUAUAUGACGCCGCCCCGCCCCGGACCGGUUUCAACGGACAGAAGCACCCCCGGUUCGCCGGCGAUCACUUCCUGUCCAACCUACCCCUCAUCAACCAGACGGCUCUGUUCGACGUUGCGCGCCAUAUGCCCAAGGGCGCUCACCUGCACAUCCACUUCAACGCAUGCCUUGCACCCAACGUGCUGCUGAAUAUCGCCAAGGGCAUGGAUCGCAUGUUCAUCACUAGCAACAUCCCUCUGCUCUCCGAUGACGACUGUGCCAGCUUCGAUCAGUGCGAGAUUCAGUUCUCACUGAUGAGUACCGAGAAGGAGUGCCCCGGCGACUUGUUCUCUACUACAUAUGAGUCCCGCCAGACGAUGAAGUUCCAGGACUUCCUCAAGCGCUUUCCGCAGUACUACAGCCAGACCACAGCUGAGGAGUGGCUGCUCAACAAGCUCAUGUUUGAUGAGCGAGAGACACACAACCACCUGCAGACAGCAUCUGGCGCGUGGGAAAAGUUCAACGGCCGAACAAGGAUGAUGAAGGGACUCUUCAACUAUGAAACGGCAUACAGAAAGUAUACCCGGCUAUGUCUCGAGGAUUUCAUGAAGGACAACAUCCAGUACGCCGAGAUCCGGCCAAACUUCAUGACCAACAACCAGCUCUACCACGACGAUGGUACGGGGCCUAUCGAUAACUGGGGUAUCAUGAAGAUCAUCAUCGAUGAGGUGGAGGCGUUCAAGGCUGAUAUUGCUCGGGAGAACAAGUCAUUUGGUGGUCUGAAGGUCAUCUACUGCACUCCUCGGUCCUUCCGACCACAGGAUGUCAAGGCAGCUCUCGAUGAGUGCCGCGAGUUCAAAAAGCGUUGGCCACAGUGGAUCGCAGGAUUCGAUCUUGUUGGCGAAGAGGCUAAGGGGCGACCCCUGAAGGACUUUGUCCCAGAACUCCUCGAAUUCCAGAAGCUGUGCCGAGAGGAGAAGUUGGAGAUUCCGUUCCUCUUCCACUGCGGCGAGACCCUGGACAUGGGUACCGACACCGACGCCAACCUUGUAGAUGCGCUCCUUCUCAACUCGAAGCGCAUCGGUCAUGGGUUCGCGCUAUCAAAGCAUCCUUACAUCAUGCAGCAUAUGAAGGAGCGCAACAUUUGCCUCGAGUUGUGCCCCAUCUCGAAUGAGAUUCUGGGUCUUACGCCACGGGCCAGCGGACACGCCAUGUAUCAACUACUGGCCAAUAACGUGCACUGCACAGUGAGCUCGGAUAACGGAACUCUGUUCCGGUCUUCGCUAUCGCACGAUUUCUACCAGGUCAUGGUCGGCAAAGACGACAUGGGUCUCUACGGCUGGAAGCAGCUGGUUCUAUGGAGCCUUCAGCACUCGUGCCUCGAUGCGGAAGAGUUUGAACGGAUCUCGACACAAUGGGAGAAACAGUGGAAGGAGUUCAUCGGGUGGUUGAUUGAGACAUACGGCAACGGCCCUAAGCUGGCCUAG